AUGUUUGAGCUGUCGGGCAACGACGGCGCCCACCUGGAGACGCGGUUGCUGGCGCUGCUGGAGCGUCUUUGGCACAGCUCGCAGAUCCGCGAGGCGACCUACGCGCCCGACUCGCAGUCCGCCAAGUUUGCCCAGCUGCGCAACUACCGCGAGCACAUUACACUAGGGCUGCGGGCCGAUGGCGCCGGCUACAAGUACGACGUCAGCUUGCCGCUGCCCGUCUUCUACGAGGUGGUCGAGGUGAUGCGGCAGCGGCUUUUGGAGAAGGAGAAGAAUUCACAUGAGAAGCCCUUUUCCGUGACGCGCGUUUGUGGUUACGGGCACCUCGGCGACGGAAACCUCCACUUCAACGUCACCUCACCGACCUACCAACCGGCGCUGCUGGCCGCCAUUGAGCCGGCUCUCUACGAGCUGGUGGCCGCCCACGGGGGCAGCAUCAGCGCCGAGCAUGGCAUCGGCGCGAAGAAGCGCCCCUACCUGCGCUACUCAAAGAGCGCCGAGGCGGUGCGGCUGAUGGGGCGGCUCAAGGCGGAGGUCUUUGACGUCCGCGGGACGCUCAACCCGGGCAAGGUGCUCUGA
Molecule: messenger RNA, 579 nt
Organism: Rhagoletis zephyria (snowberry fruit fly)
Lineage: Eukaryota; Metazoa; Arthropoda; Insecta; Diptera; Tephritidae
Product: D-2-hydroxyglutarate dehydrogenase, mitochondrial-like
Cellular component (GO): mitochondrion
Molecular function (GO): catalytic activity; flavin adenine dinucleotide binding
Source: RefSeq, a predicted model, not a curated record